Messenger RNA from Priceomyces carsonii, 492 nucleotides. RefSeq names its product H(+)-transporting V0 sector ATPase subunit c' (gene VMA11). The transcript has a single exon. The record is from RefSeq and is a predicted model, not a curated record. Gene Ontology annotation, cellular component: membrane; proton-transporting V-type ATPase, V0 domain. Lineage: Eukaryota; Fungi; Ascomycota; Pichiomycetes; Serinales; Debaryomycetaceae. Gene Ontology annotation, molecular function: proton-transporting ATPase activity, rotational mechanism. The coding region runs from base 1 to 492 and encodes 163 amino acids. Gene Ontology annotation, biological process: proton transmembrane transport.
AUGUCGGAGGCUUUAAGUGACGAAUACAUACCAGCAUUCGCUCCUUUUCUUGGGUUCGCUGGAUGCGCUGCGUCCAUGAUAUUUUCUUGCGCUGGUGCUGCAAUAGGUACAGCUAAAUCUGGUAUUGGUAUUGCUGGUAUCGGUACUUUCAAGCCUGAAUUAAUCAUGAAAUCUCUUAUUCCUGUGGUCAUGUCUGGUAUAUUGUCUGUGUAUGGAUUGGUCGUUUCUGUGCUCAUCGCUGGUGGAUUGGCACCAACGGAGAAGUAUUCCCUUUUUAGUGGUGUCAUGCACUUAGCUUGCGGAAUGUCAGUAGGGUUUGCUUGCUUAGCAUCAGGAUACGCGAUUGGCAUUGUGGGUGAUGAAGGUGUUAGGCAAUUUAUGCAUCAACCAAGGCUCUUUGUUGGUAUUGUCCUUAUUUUGAUUUUUGCCGAGGUGUUAGGGUUAUAUGGUAUGAUCAUUGCCUUAAUAUUAAACACUAAGAGUAGUGGUUAG